AUGAAGGCUUCACAGAGUAGACAGAAAAGUUAUCAUGAUAAGCGAAGGAAGGAGUUAGAAUUUGAAUCAGGUGACCAUGUGUUUCUAAGAGUCACGCCUGUGACUGGUGUUGGUCGUGCCCUGAAGUCAAAGAAGCUGACUCCACGAUUUAUCGGCCCUUAUCAGAUUUCAGAGAGGGUUGGUACUGUCGCUUAUAGGGUGGCGUUGCCGCCUAACCUUUCAAAUCUGCAUGAUGUGUUUCAUGUGUCGCAACUUCGGAAGUAUGUCCCGGACCUAUCUCACGUGAUUCACAUGGAUGAUGUGCAAGUGAGAGAGAAUCUUACAGUAGAGACGAUGCCGAUUCGGAUCACGGAUCGUGAGAUAAAGUCCCUUAGAGGUAAAGAUAUCCCGUUGGUGAAAGUAGUAUGGACGGGGACUACCGGAGAAAGCAUGACGUGGGAAAUGGAGAGCAAGAUGCGGGACUCCUGUCCCGAGUUGUUUGAACGAGGCUUAUGCCUUGUUAUUGCCUCUAAUAUAAUGGCAUCUGUUGAGGGCUUAUGCUCUGUUGGUACCACAUGCAUGUAG
This is a messenger RNA of Vicia villosa (hairy vetch), 564 nucleotides long. RefSeq lists its product as uncharacterized. Lineage: Eukaryota; Viridiplantae; Streptophyta; Magnoliopsida; Fabales; Fabaceae. The record is from RefSeq and is a predicted model, not a curated record. The transcript is spliced from 2 exons. Bases 1 to 564 code for a protein of 187 amino acids.